GUGGAUGUAACAAUGGGACAAAUGCAAAGUGACGAAAAAGAAAUGGAGCUGGCGCAAAUUCAAGAACUGUACACAGCUUUCAUGCAGGAAUGCCCAAGUGGAGCUUUACAUCUGCAUGAAUUCAAACGAAUUUUUGGAGUGUCGAGCUCAUCAAGAGAAGAGUCUGUGUACCUAGAGACUAUAUUCCGCUCAUUUGACACCAACAAGGACAAUACAAUAGACUUUAUGGAAUAUGUAGCAGCGCUGCAUCUAGUACUUCGGGGGAAACUUGAGGACAGAUUGAAGUGGUCUUUUAAAGUCUAUGACAGAGACGGGAAUGGCAAGCUAGACAAGCAUGAGGUGAAGCACAUCAUUAGGAUCAUUUAUAGAAUUAAGAAAAUCAAUAUGGAAAUGACACCCAACGAAGUCUGUGACAGAAUCUUUGAACUUGUUGACCAAAAUGGAGAUGGCCAGAUUUCGCUGACAGAGUUCCUGGAGGGUGCACAGAGGGACGAGUGGGUCAUGAAUGUACUCAAACUGGACGUGAAUGCCAGUGGAUGGGUCCUCGAAAAUUUCAAAAAAUGA
Molecule: messenger RNA, 564 nt
Organism: Megalops cyprinoides (Indo-Pacific tarpon)
Lineage: Eukaryota; Metazoa; Chordata; Actinopteri; Elopiformes; Megalopidae
Product: guanylyl cyclase-activating protein 2-like
Exons: 4
Coding region: 13-564 (183 amino acids)
Biological process (GO): visual perception
Cellular component (GO): photoreceptor inner segment; cone photoreceptor outer segment
Molecular function (GO): calcium ion binding; calcium sensitive guanylate cyclase activator activity
Source: RefSeq, a predicted model, not a curated record